AUGGCUACACUUACUUCUCAUCCCGAGCCAACUCUGGUUGCAGCAUCGACCAACAUAGGCCACGCGCUCGUCUUCGAAAACGCCACUGAGCAGCGGGAGCCAAUUACCCUUCACGUCCGAGGCCGCAUUCCUCCCUGGCUGACAGGGUCACUCUAUCGCACGGGCCCAGGGACUUUCAGAGUAGCCUCUGGGUCCGCACGGGGCCAUUCCGUCAACAUCCGCCACUGGUUCGACGGCCUCGGCCUCACCCACCGCUUCGAAAUCAUGCCAGACGGCUCUGUGCAAUAUCGCAAUCACUCUACCGCGGAGGGCCUCCAGUCCCGCAUUUCCAGGGCUGGUACCAUUCCAACCGUAACGUUCGGUGUGCAGGACCCGUGCGAGACGCUCUUCUCCAAGUUCUUUACCUUGUUUAAACCCAACACGGAGGCGCCGCGUCGGGCAGGGAAGUGCGCCCCAGACGAGGCAAACAUUUCCGUCACUCUGACGCCAAACAUGCCCGGGAUUGCCGCGCAUCAUUCCGCGUCCACCACCCCAAGCCUGAGGAACCUGGUAGCCAAGAGCGACCAGAAUGCGCUUCAGAUUCUCCAUCCCGAGACGCUGGAUCCGCUGCGCGUCAUGACUUACACUCAGCUCGACCCGCGUCUCGACGGGCAGAUUAGUGCCGCACAUUCUUGCCACGACCCGACAACUGGGGAAUUCUUCAACUUCACGCUGAAGUUGGGUCCCUCGCCGACUUACAAGGUCUUCAGGAUUCGCCCAGAGGACGGCAAGCCGCCUCAGACCAAAGGUCACACCGUCGAUAUUCUGGCAGAGAUCCGUGACGCUCCAGCUGCAUACUUGCAUUCGUUUGCGAUGACGCAGAAGUACGUGGUGUUGUGUGUCUGGCAAGCCGACUUUUCAUGCUACGGCGUAUCUGUUGGACUGAACCGAAAUUUGGCGGGAUCGUUCAAAAAAUGGGAUCCGAAAAGAGAUACACUCUUCUAUGUCAUUGACCGGAACGAUGGCGGAGUUGUGGCGAAGUUUAAUGCUCCCCCUUUCUUCAACUUCCACAAGCUCAACUCCUACGACUCCGGCGCUGACGACAUAGUUAUUGAUCUUGCUGUCUACGAUAAUCACUCCGUGAUCGACCUUCUCUAUCUCGACAAUCUGAGGAACCUUGAUGAGAACAUUUAUGCGCGGCUGACCCGUGCACGGCGUUAUGUGCUAAAGGACGUUGGCCAAAACAAGGGACAUAUUCGCCCGGCCGAGAUCGAGUUUACGUUGGCACAUGAACUCAAUAUUGAGUUGCCGACGAUUCAUCCAGCGUUGUACUACAAGCCGUAUCGCUACGCUUACGGAAUCAACAAAGCAGACCCGACGGUGCAGUCUUUCGCGGACAGGAUCAUCAAACUGGACAUGUUCGAUCUCACUGCUAAGCCGAAGCUCUGGGGCGCACCUGGAUAUGUCCCCGGAGAGCCGAUCUUCAUUCCGCGUCCAGGCUCUAAUCCGCGCGGUGGGGAGGACGAAGGUGUUGUUCUCAGCGUUGUUCUGGACGCCGACGCGCAGAAGAGCAUGCUGGUGAUAUUGAACGCGAAAGAUCUGAAGGAGGAGGCUCGGGCUGAGAUGCAGACGCAUGUGCCCAUGGGAUUCCAUGGUGCCUGGGUUAAGCGUGCUAAGUAG
Molecule: messenger RNA, 1659 nt
Organism: Sparassis crispa
Lineage: Eukaryota; Fungi; Basidiomycota; Agaricomycetes; Polyporales; Sparassidaceae
Exons: 4
Coding region: 1-1659 (552 amino acids)
Biological process (GO): carotene catabolic process
Molecular function (GO): carotenoid dioxygenase activity
Source: RefSeq, a predicted model, not a curated record